AUGACAUCAAGGAUGUAUGCUGGCGACGGACGUCAGGUCACUUCACAGCAGAGGCGCCAGGACCAAAGCAACGAUGAUGUGUUUUUGUUAGACUUAGAGGGCAAAAUAGACACGCUUAAAAAUGUCAGCACGGACAUUCACUCAGAGCUCAAAAAUUCGACUACAAGGCUAGACACCUUACGCGGAGGUUUGGAUGAGGCUCAAGGGUAUGUGAAGCAAGGAUUCGAUAAUAUGUCGAAAAUCAUGCACAAUAAGACCCUUGUUUAUGAGUAUGCAGACCGCGGCCCUAUCCAUGUCGAAGAUGGUGUUCCUAACUGCGGGUCUGCUGUCCGUGUUGUACGUGGUCAUAAAAAUUGCACUGAAAAGGAAGACCGCAUGACAGGAGAAAUAUGCCGCCCGGGAAUGGAGAUGGGCAGACCUAACCGCUCUACACAAUCCAUAGGCAGCCGGGCCAGGCUGAUGGCACGUCAGGGAGUGACGAAUGAUGUGCAAUGGAAUGCCGUAAUAGCCAGUGCUACAGAGACAAUAGCUUCCUUGACACCGCUUGAUAUCGCAUUGCUUGUGAACGCCCUCACCAAGGUUGGCAAGGCUGACGCGCACCUUUACACAAUGAUUAAAGAUAGGAUAAUACAUCUGAUUGCAUUUUUCAGUUCGGGUCAUCUCGCAAUGAUAAUGUCGGCAUAUGCAAAAGCAGAGCUCAUGGACGAUACUUUGUAUCAAUGUUUGAAGGCGGAAAUAGAUAGGAGAAUGUACGAAUUUAUUACUCCAACGGAACUUUGCAUGGUGCUCAACGCGGUGGCAAAGUGUAAGGAACGGGACAAUGCCUUUUUGGAAAAACUGGCCGGCCACAUUAGGUACCACAUUCAAUCAUUCCUCACGCAGGAGCUGGCGCUGGUGGCGAGCAGGUUCCAUGCAUUGGACUUCUAUGACAAACCGCUUUUCGACACAAUCGAACAAUUAACCAUAAAACACACUGGAAGAUUUUUCACCAAUGACGCCAUCGCAACGUUAGCCGCUUUCACUCACUUCGAUGCGGGUAACAAACAUAUACGUGAAAUACUCAAGUCACACAUAAAGGAGCAACACGAGUACUUGAACGAUGACGACUAUAGCGAGCGGGUGCGGUCGUCCAAGUUAAAUAUGGAGGACAAGACAGACCUUCUUAGCGUUUUAUGCAGAGGGGAUUGUUGA
Molecule: messenger RNA, 1191 nt
Organism: Babesia sp. Xinjiang
Lineage: Eukaryota; Apicomplexa; Aconoidasida; Piroplasmida; Babesiidae
Exons: 9
Coding region: 1-1191 (396 amino acids)
Source: RefSeq, a predicted model, not a curated record